CAUAUCUCCCCCCUUUCCUCACUUGCCGCUAUCUCUCAAAAGCGAUGUCUUCCUCCGCCCUCAUUCCGACCAUCGGCAACGCGCUCGAGUCGGUUGGCGCUAGCUGGCGCUCCCUCGGCGCGCUCGUCUUGCUCGUCCUUGCGGGUAGCUUCGUGCGCGGACGCGUGGCAAAGCGUGGGCUGCCGCUCCCGCCCGGCCCGCCCGGACACUGGCUGUUUGGGAACAAGUUGCCGCAUGUCAAACAAUCCCAAGUCUUUGCUCGCUGGAUCGAAGAAUAUGGCCCGAUCAUCAAGCUCCGCACGGGCCCGCGCACGAUCAUCAUCAUCGGGCGGUACCAGCCCGCGGUGGACAUCAUGGAGAAGGAGGGCCAGCUGCUCGCGGACCGCCCGCGCGCGGUCGCGGCGGGCGAGAUUCUGAGCAGGGGGUUGAGGAUGAUUCUCGCGCCUGCUGGGGAGCAGUUUAGAAGGUUGAGAAGGGCCGCACACACGCAUCUGCAGGCCAAGGCCGCCGAGUCGUACGCGCCGAUCCAGAUGGCCGCCGCACGGGACGUGAUCGUCGACCUACUGGACGCGCCGCGCGGCCACAUGGAGCACGUCGAGCGGUACGCGGCCUCUGUCAUUCUCAAGAUCACGUACGGCGCAACCGCGCGCGUGCGGCGCACGGACCCCGAGAUUGUGACGAUCCACAAGAUGCUCGGCCGGUUCCAGAUGCUCAUGCGCCCCGGAUCCCUCCUGAUCGAGCGCUACCCGUUCCUCAAGCAUCUGCCUGGGUUCUUGUACAAGUGGAACACGGAGAUCGAGGAGUGGAGGCGCGAGGAGAAGGCGCUGUUUGAGAAGCAGAUUGAGCGCGUGGAAAGGGAUAUCGAUGAAGGAAGUGCUGGGCCGAGUUUUGCGAGGUAUUUGUUGGAGCGGGAGGCGACGGUGGGAGAGGGGGAUGAGAGUGGGCAGGGGAACACGUUGAGUAAGAUUGAGAAGACGUAUUUGGCGGGAAGCCUGUUUGGCGCUGGGUCGGAUACGACGGCCGUCGCACUCCAGGUUGUCAUUAUGGCAGCUGCGCACCACCCCGAGGCGCAGAGGACCAUUCAGAAGGAGCUCGAUGCUGUCGUUGGGCGUGACCGUGCUCCGACGUUUGAUGACCAGCCGAAUCUCCCGCAGAUUCAGGCAUUCAUUCUCGAGUGCCUCAGAUGGAGGCCUGUCACGACGCUCGGUUUCGCCCAUCGUGCGCUCAAGGACAUCAUCUACAAGGGCAUGCUCAUCCCUGAGGGUGCAGUUGUCUUCGGAAACCACUGGGCCAUUUCGCGCGAUGCCUCUGUCUAUCCCGACCCGCACACGUUCGACCCGCAGCGUUGGCUCACCCCGCAGGGUGAGAUCCGGGAGGACCUCAAGUUCCCCUCGUUCGGGUUCGGGCGGCGCAUUUGCCCCGGGCAACACAUCGCGCUGCGCUCGAUCUACAUCAAUGCCGCGCUGAUUAUGUGGGCGUUUAACUUGUCGGAGAGCAAGACGCAGCCGAUCGACGUGGACGCGUUUGUGGAUGGGGUUGUUGCGCAUCCGAAGCCGUUUGAGGUGGUGUUUGAACCGCGCGUGGGCGGGGACAAGGAGGGGAGGGGGUUGAGGAGGGUUAUGGAGGGGUAUGGGGAAGAGAUUUGAGUGGGGGUGGAGGCGGGGGUUGUCUUUUCUUUUGGCUGGACUGGGGUUGAUAAUGGUUGUGUAUUGUGUAAUAGAGUAGAGUAUUUGUUCAAUGAACCUCGG
Messenger RNA from Coniophora puteana RWD-64-598 SS2, 1748 nucleotides. Its product is annotated as cytochrome P450. Gene Ontology annotation, molecular function: iron ion binding; oxidoreductase activity, acting on paired donors, with incorporation or reduction of molecular oxygen; monooxygenase activity. Bases 45 to 1646 code for a protein of 533 amino acids. NCBI's taxonomy places the organism in Eukaryota, Fungi, Basidiomycota, Agaricomycetes, Boletales, Coniophoraceae. The transcript is spliced from 7 exons. The record is from RefSeq and is a predicted model, not a curated record.